Cucurbitaria berberidis CBS 394.84 is the source of this 1795-nucleotide messenger RNA. Its product is annotated as general substrate transporter. Gene Ontology annotation, biological process: carbohydrate transport; transmembrane transport. Gene Ontology annotation, molecular function: carbohydrate:proton symporter activity. The transcript has 5 exons. Lineage: Eukaryota; Fungi; Ascomycota; Dothideomycetes; Pleosporales; Cucurbitariaceae. Bases 55 to 1683 code for a protein of 542 amino acids. The record is from RefSeq and is a predicted model, not a curated record. Gene Ontology annotation, cellular component: membrane.
CGCAUUGCUUCUUUUGCCUUCGCCGUGGUACAGACACUUGCACGCUCACCAAACAUGACGUCUGGCACUGUUGAGCCAAAGCGUAAUGCGACCCACGCCGUCGACAGCCUUGAUCAUGGAGUCGAGAAGCAGAAGAUGGAACACUCCGAGGUCUUGGGCGACAAGGAGUUCAUGACCGACGCUGAGAACGCCGAGACCCGCGAGCAUGAGAUGGGCCUGUGGGAGGCGGUCAAGGAUCAUCCUAUGGCUUGCUUUUGGGCAUUCAUCUUCUGCUUUACCAUUGUCAUGGAAUCCUUCGACAUGUUUUUGAACGGUAACUUUGUCGCGCUUUCCGCUUUCAAGAAUAGGUACGGCGUCUUCGUCGAAGGAUCCGGCUAUGUCAUCCCCACCAAGUGGCAGAGUUCGCUCUUCCAAGCUGGACAAUGUGGCGCCUUUGUCGGUGUCUUUCUGGCUGGGCCCAUCACCAACCGUCUUGGUUACCGCUGGACCACCCUCUUGGCUCUAGUUCUUAUGAACGCCACAAUUUUCAUCUCCUUCUUUGCCGACUCACUCGAAGUCCUUGUCAUCGGGCAAGCGUUUGAAGGUAUCCCAUGGGGCCUGUUCAUUGCAAACUCCCCCGCCUACGCCAGUGAGGUGGUGCCUCUCGUUCUCCGUGGUGCCUGCACAGCUACUCUUCAAAUGUCCUGGUCUAUCGGUAGCAUCAUCGUCGCCGCCGCCACCUAUGGCUUCAAUAAGCGAACCGAUGAGUGGGCUUGGCGAGGCCCUCUUGCCUUGCAAUGGGUCUUCCCCGUCCCGCUUAUGGUCCUCAUCUUCUUCGCUCCGGAAUCUCCAUGGUGGCUCAUUCGCCGUGGACGCAACGAUCAAGCCCUUCGCUCCAUCAAGCGCCUCGGUCGCAAAAACGGAACCCAAGCGAGUGCCGAGGCGACGCUUUCCAUGAUACAACGAACCGUUGAGAUUGAAGCUCAUUUGGGCGGUGAACCUACCCUUCUUGACCUAUUCAAGGGCACAGAUCUGAGGCGAACACUCAUUACCUGCUUGAUCUACGCGUCACAGAACUUUGCUGGUAACCUGAUUGCCAACCAGGCAACCUUCUUCUUCGAGCAGGCUGGAAUGUCAACCGACUUCUCCUUCAAGCUCAACUUGAUCAAUUCGUGUCUUCAAUUGGUUGCCAAUACGCUCGCAUGGCCCCUUAGCGGUUGGUUCGGUCGUCGCACCAUCUACCUCUGGGGUACAGCUGUUAACGUCACUCUGCUCUUCCUACUUGGCAUUUGUGCCUCCAUCCCACAGAGUGUAGCGACCAACUACGCCCAGGCCUGUCUGGGUGUGAUGAUCUCAUUCGUGUUUGCCGGUGCCAUGGGUCCGAUCUCGUACUCCAUCAUUGCCGAGACGUCUUCAGUCCGUCUUCGCGCUUUGAGCACGGGUGUUGGUCGUGCCGCCUACUACGUCGCAGAGAUCCCUAUGAUCUACCUAGCCUCGCAGAUGCUCAACCCAACUGGAUGGAAUUUUGCAGGCAAGUGCGGAUACGUCUGGGGAGGUACCGCUUGCAUCUGCUUCGUUUCGGCCUACUUCGGCCUCCCUGAACUCAAGGAUCGCUCUUACCGUGAGCUUGACAUCUUGUUCAAGCGCAAGGUUUCCGCCAGGAAGUUCAAGUCGACCGUCAUUGACGUUAGGGAGAAUGAGUAAGACGUUGUGGUGGAGGAUGAUAGACACAAAACUGCAUCAUUGCCCCAGGCAGCGGAUAGACAGGGCAUUAUUUGGUUUAGAAUAGGCGGUAAAUAACUCUUUACUUUGCCAC